UUAGCUGACAGACCACCACCUCAGUACAUCCACCCCAACUCUAUAAAUGUUGAUAGUAAUACUGCGUUAUCUAUCACCAACAACCCUUCCGCGCUAGAUCCUUAUCAGUCCAAUGGAAAUGUUGAAUUAGAACUAGGCAUUGUUUCAGUAGACUCUCGUUCUCUGAAUAUUCAUGGUGCCCAAAGUCUUCAUCCUAACGAUGGCCAUGAAGUGGCAUUGGACACAACCAUCACUAUGGAGAACGUUUCUAGGGUUACCAGCCCCAUCUCUACAGAUGGAAUGGCAGAGGAGCUUACAAUGAAUGGCGUUGCAGGCGAGCAUUCCCAGAUCUCAAAUGGCUCCGGAAGUCAUGAAUCUCUCUCCGAGGAUUCUGUGAGCAACAGCGUUCCAGCAGACACUGUAGGACGUGGUGGUGUGAUUCCCAUUCAUGGGAGUGGCCUGGAGCUUCCUGUGGUCAUGGAGGCAGACCACAUUGCAAGUCGGGUCAGCGACAUGUCUGGCAGUGCCCUCAGUGACUCCAUCCACACUUUGGCUAUGAGCACCAACUCUGUAAGCGUGGCACUCUCUACCUCACAUAACCUCGCCUCCCUAGCAUCUGUUUCCCUGCAUGAAGUUGGCCUCAGCCUAGAACCGGUGGCUGUCUCCUCUAUCACCCAGGAGGUUGCUAUGGGGACAGGUCAUGUAGAUGUCUCUCCGGACAGUCUUCUUUUGUGCCACCUUCACUGCAAAUGGAAGGCUCCAAUUCAAACAAGAAAAACAUGGCAACCUUGUUUACAAUUUGUGAGUGUGCUUAGCCUUUCUCUUUUGGAAAUAAUGGUUUACAAAGGCCAUUAUCCCUACUGGCUUUGA
This is a messenger RNA of Jaculus jaculus (lesser Egyptian jerboa), 849 nucleotides long. Its product is annotated as PR domain zinc finger protein 4-like. The record is from RefSeq and is a predicted model, not a curated record. Lineage: Eukaryota; Metazoa; Chordata; Mammalia; Rodentia; Dipodidae. The annotation marks the transcript as partial. The transcript has a single exon.